Messenger RNA from Amphimedon queenslandica, 1129 nucleotides. RefSeq names its product sideroflexin-1-like. The record is from RefSeq and is a predicted model, not a curated record. NCBI's taxonomy places the organism in Eukaryota, Metazoa, Porifera, Demospongiae, Haplosclerida, Niphatidae. Gene Ontology annotation, cellular component: mitochondrial inner membrane. The transcript has 11 exons. Gene Ontology annotation, biological process: serine import into mitochondrion; monoatomic ion transport. Bases 85 to 1071 code for a protein of 328 amino acids. Gene Ontology annotation, molecular function: monoatomic ion transmembrane transporter activity.
CCCACGCACAAAAACUAGCCCCUCCUUCUUGUUGUUCCCAAAAUCUUCCUCACUCUCUGUCUUGGUGGUUAAACUGGUUUUGCAAUGUCUAAGGAGGAGAAAGAAACCCAAUAUUCUAAGAUAGACGUUGAUCUGUCACGGCCUAGAUAUGAUCAAACUGUAUUCUCUGGAAGAGCUAAACAUUUCUUUCAAGUCACUGACCCAAGGAACCUACUGGCUACAACUAAACAGCUUGAAGAGGCUGCACUGACUGUUAAACAAUACAAGGAAGGUAUAGCUCCAGCAGGCAUCACAGAGGAUGAGCUUUGGAAUGCAAAGACUCUCUAUGAUUCGGCCUAUCAUCCCGACACUGGAGAAAAGAUGUUCAUAUUGGGAAGAAUGUCAGCACAAGUUCCCUGUAAUAUGACCAUCACAGGGCUAAUGAUGACAUUUUACAAACAUCCAGCAGCUGUGUUUUUCUGGCAGUGGACCAAUCAGUCCUUCAAUGCUAUAGUUAAUUAUACCAACAGGAGCGGAGAUGAACCAUUAACACCAAAACAAGUCAUUCAGCCAUACAUUGCUGCAACUACCUGUGCUACAGCUACAGCCAUUGGUUUGAAUGUACUGGCAAAAAAUCUCCCUCCUCUUAUUGGUCGGUUUGUUCCUUUUGCGGCAGUUGCAGCUGCUAAUUGUGUGAAUAUCCCUCUCAUGAGACAAAGAGAAAUUAAUAAUGGAAUACCUAUUGUUGAUUCUGACGAUAACAAGGUUGGAGUAUCUAAAAAUGCAGCUAAGAAAGCAAUUGCUCAGGUUUGUUUCUCAAGGAUAGUGAUGGCAAUGCCAGGAAUGAUCGUACCUGCUAUCAUUAUGAAUUCAAUUGAAAAGAAAGGUUACCUCAAAAGGGUGCCAUGGGCAGCGGGUCCACUCCAAGUGAUGCUGGUUGGAAUGAGCUUGGUGUUUGCUACUCCACUGUGCUGUGCAAUAUUUCCACAGAAAAGUUCUAUUAGUGUCUCUAAACUAGAGCCAGAACUACUUGAAAGGUUACAGAAGACACAGCCUCACCUCCAAAAAGUGUAUUUUAAUAAAGGACUUUAACUUAUUUAUUUUUGAAUGUGUUGAUUGAAUUGCUACCAUAAUAAUAAUUAUUAUCAUA